GAAGCACGGCGGAGCCAUGGAAGCCAUGGAGAAGCUGAAGGCCGGCGUGCGCUUCAGCGAGGUGGCCUCGCAGUACAGCGAGGACAAGGCCAGGCAGGGGGGAGACCUGGGCUGGAUGACCAGAGGCUCCAUGGUGGGACCGUUUCAGGAUGCAGCGUUUGCCCUGCCGGUGAGCAGCAUGGACAAGCCGGUGUAUACGGACCCCCCUGUCAAAACCAAGUUUGGGUACCAUAUUAUUAUGGUGGAAGGCAAGAAAUAAAAUAUGAAUGACCGUUGAA
Meleagris gallopavo (turkey) is the source of this 278-nucleotide messenger RNA. The record is from RefSeq and is a predicted model, not a curated record. NCBI's taxonomy places the organism in Eukaryota, Metazoa, Chordata, Aves, Galliformes, Phasianidae.